UGUUGUCGUCAUUGUUGUUGUGUUUACUAAGUGUCCACUCGCCGGAGACAUGAAUGAACUGCUCUUUUUCGAUACUUUCUCCCAUGAAGUGAGCGAGAAGGUACAGCUGGACCUGGUACAGUUUCCCCGCCCCGUGCAAGUGACAGAGGUGCGCGCCAUCCCCCUUGGAGCGCGCGUACAGGCAGACUUCCCUGGCGGUGUGCGUUUGGGAGCCACCAACCCCAGCCAGUUUGAGAUUGAGUUCUUUGUGAAUGACCUCAGUAAGCGCGGUGCUGGCACCUUCGAGAGUGUGGGAUGCCUGCAAUACAACCAGCAGGGCAAGAUUCAUAUGGAUUUUGAGAAGAAGGUCCCCACCGAUGGCCUACUCCUGCGCGGUGACUACAACACCAUCACCCUCGCAGUCUAUGGCCACGUGACUAAGGUGCAGAGGGAGCCGUCCCCCGCCCCCCCACAGCUGCCAGCCCCGACCCCCGCCAAGGCCCCCAAGCCCGUGCCGGUCCAGCCUUCCUCUGCCGUGCCCCCCAUCAUCGCCCCGGCACCCCCACACCCGCCACCGGAGAAGCUCAACACCCAUGAUCGAAUACGGGAUUGGCUGGAGGAGACGAGGGAGUGUGUCCCACGCUCUCCCAUGGAAUAUGAGGAGGUGAAGCAGGCAUGGGAGGAGGAGCACCCACGGGAAUUUGAGCGAGAGCGAGAGAGAGAGAGAGACAGAGAGAGGGAUCAACGUACCUACAGAGGGGAUAACCGUGACAGAGAGAGAGAUAGAGAGAGAGAGAGAGACAGGCGAUCGUGGAGUAGAGAGAGAAGUUGGGACAGAAGCGAGAGAGGAAGUUCAAGGAGAGAAUCGCGGAGAGACGUCGAGAGAGACAGAGAGAGAGAGAGAGACCGAGAGAGAGAGAAGGAGCGCGAGAGAGACAGAGAGAGGGAGAAGGAGCGGGAGAGAGAUCGAGAGCGGGAGAAGGAGAGAGAGAGGGAGAGGGAGAGGGAGAGAGAGAGAGAGAAAGAAAGAGAAAGGGAAAGAGAUAGAGGGAGGGAGAGUAAGAGAGAAAGUGAGAGAGAGAAAGAGAGGAGGCACAGUAGAGAUAGCAGAGAGAGAUAUGAGGAAGAAAGAGGAGGAGGAACAAUGGCAUCAGGAGGAGGAGCAGGGGGUGGAGGAGGAGUGGGAGGAGGAGGAGGAGGAGGAGGAGGAGGAGCAACAUCAGGAGGAGGGGGAGGAGGAGGAGGAGGAGGAGGAGGGUUACUGCCAGAUCCUCCCUCCUCUUCUCUUCUUAGGCCUCGACAUUCCUCAGAAAGCGACUACAACCGCCGCCCACGUACUCCACUCGACAACCACAACCCAAGCACCCCAAUUCUCAAUCCCGCACCCCCUCCCCUGCUGCUGCCGCCCACCACCAUCACCACCACGGCCACCACCACCACCACCGCCACGGAGGAGACGGAGGAGAAGGCGGAGGGAAGGGUGGAGGCACUACCAGUCCUCCCUCCACUCCCUGCCGAGGACAUGGAGGCAAUCAGCGACGACGAGGACCUGCCGGACAUCCCUGCGGAGUCUACAGAGGUGGAAGAGGAGUACCAGGUGGAGGAGGUGGAGGAGGGGAUGGAUGGGCCCUCUCCGCACCACCCACAUUUGCCGCAGCACCACCACCACCACCUCCAGCAGCAUCAUCACCAUCUGCAGGCCUCACAUCAUCACCAUCACCACCACCACCACCAUCACCAUAAUCCCGAGGAAGGGGACGAGGGUGAAGCUUUUGGCUACGAGGAGAUCAUCAGUGACGAGGAGGACCUGCCCGAGUACCCAUACGAGGAGGAAUGGGUCAUUGAUGAGUGGGAGGACUGGCUGCGGCCUCUCACCCUGGACCCCCUGCCCCUAGACCCCCCCAAGAACCUCGUCUCCCCAACAGUGACAGAGUUCCAGCUGGCUCUUGACCGCUGCAGGGCCGAGGGGGGGGAGGUGGAGGAGGAGCAGCUGCAGGGCCACAAGCUGGAGGCGCUGCUGACAGAGACCCCCCUUCCCUCCCUGGCCGGUGGAGGAGAGGGCAUGGAGGGGGUGGAGGGGGGAGAGGAGGGGGAGAAGUGGGUGCAGGCAGUGGAGCAUGUGUGCCAGCUGCUGCCAAGAGACCUGCCUCCACUUAUUGCUCGAAAUGGAUUUGAUGUGUGUGGGACGCUAUGUGACUGGGUGGAGGUGGGGCUGGACUUCCAACGCGCCUUAGCUCAGGAACAGCCUGUCUAUAAGAUUCGCCACAUGAAGGUAGGGGUGCGCCUGACCCAGCUGCUGCUCGAGUGCUGCUGUGAGGUGACUCGCCGGGUGCUGCAGAGAGGAGUGUUGGCCAAGCUUCACGCGCUGUACCACAAACCCCACAUGGCUCUCUCUAUGAAGCUGCUGAUUCUGAGAACAAUUGACACCAUAACAAGAACACCCCUGGGACUUAAGUUCUUCCUUGGCCAACCCCUGGAGGAAGAACAGAGAGAGGAGGAGGAGGAGGAAAAGAAGGAAGGAGAGGAGGAACAGAAGGACACAGAGGAGGUAACCAAGAAGGAGGAGGAGAAGAGUGAGAAGGAGAAGGAGGAGGAGGGGUUGAAGGAGGAUGAGGAAGGGAAGAAGAAGGAGAAGACGGGAUACGAGAUGAUGCUGGAGAUGCUGGCAGCUGUGCCUCAGACGCGCGCCAAGAUGGCCCUGGCUGCCACAGUGCGCAAGAUUCACCUGCUGGAUAUCUGCCUGCAGCUUCGGGAGGUGGGGCAGGUCAUCGCCGCUGCCAUGCCCCCCCCACACCACAUCCCUGACCCCCCCAAGCCCAGGGACGAGAUGGGUGUGAUAGAGGAAGAUGUCGGAGAGGGUGAUGAGGGAGGCUGUGGCAGUGCUGGCGGUGGUGGUGGUGGUGGUGGUGAGGGAAGAGUGGAACUUCACCCAGUGUGCCCCCCUGAACUGCCAUUGACCCCCCUCACCACCUGCCUGGCUGAGGUGUGUCGGGUGUACAGGUUUGCCAAUCAGCUCCUGGCACAUCCCCACAGAUGGCUGCCAGGAUCCAAACAGUUCCAGCUGCCCAAGAACCCACACGACCCAUACCCGCAGCUGUACGUGAUCCUGGACAGCGCUGCAUUCCUGGAGGCCCUGACAGGGGUGGUUGGGGUGCUGGGAGGGCUGCAGGGGGGAAUGGUGCUGGAGGACACAAGGAGGCUGAUGGAGGGGAUGCUGGCCCACUCCCACGGUGUGAGGUACCUGGCGGCUCACCCUGGCCCCUCUACCACCCUGGCCAGGAUUAUGGUGCAGAUUGGAGAGGAGGGGCGGGAGGAGGAGGGCAGCCUGUACCAGCUUGGCCUGCACCUGCUGCACACCCUGCACGCCAUGUCCCAGCUGGACGCCCUGGCCCAGCUGGCUGCCACCCACAACCCUGACUACUCCCAGGCCGCCAGCCACUUCAACACCCUGCUGUCCUGCGUGCUGACACCUGCUGGCCGCCAGGCAGUGGUGGGGCUGCUGGGGCUGCAUGGACACCUGGAGGUGCUGUUCCCAUACCUGCGCCUGGGGGCAGGCGAUGACCAGGAGAAUGCGCCCACCCGCCUGGCCUGCUAUGGCUACGCGGUGGAGCUGGUGGUGAUGGUGGUGAAGCUGUGUGAGCGUGUGGAGGCAGUGGAGCGGUGUGGCCCUGCACUGCUGCAGCUGGUGGAGUACGAGGAGGCGCGGGAGGGACCCAAGCUGGAGGAGCACGCCCGCCUGUGCGAGGUGCUGCCAUGGCUGGCCCCGGCACGUGGCCCCGAGGCAGCCCCGGGCUACGACAACCUGGCUGCGCUGUCUGCUGGCCUGAAGGACCAGCUGGAGAAGAUUGACAAGUUCUCCGGGGAGCUGGUGACUCAGCUGCGGCUCAUCCGUCGCCUCAGCGUGCCAGACGAGGCGGUGUCGGCACUGGCACCGGAGGAGCACAACGGGGAGCUGAUUGCUGAGCUCAAGUACCGCUAUGCCACCGUGCAGCUCUUCUCUGCUGACUGCCACACGCAUCUCACCGGCCUGCUGGCACGCCUGUGCACCAUGUAUGCCCAGCCGGCCGUGCACGCCUCCUCCCUGGCCGGCUCGGAGGGUGCUGUGCUGCUGGCCGUGGUGCGGCCUGCCCUGGCCAUCCUCAAGAACAUCCUGACCUACGUGAUUCAGGCGCGCAACACUUCCUUCAAGGAUCUCUCCGCUGUGGUGCCCCUCGUGCAGACCUUCCUCCUGCUGCAGGCCUUCCCCCCUGGCUCCCAGCACAGCGGCCCCGCACAGCAGCUGCAGCGCCAGGUGGUGGCCACACUGCUGCUCUACACACAGCCCAGGCAGGCCGCCCCCGAGGAGGAGGAGGUGGUGGCCAAGAGUCUGUGGACCAAGAUGAUGGCUGAGGUGGUGCGGUACCUGCUGACUGGGCCGCACACGUUCCUGGGUGUGGUGUCACUGCUGCUGGAGCUGCUGCCGGUGCCGGUGCCGGUGCAGAGCCGUGGCGCCCUCAGCCCGGAGGAGGCGGAGCAGGUGAGCAUGCUGCGGCAGGCGUGGUCCGCCCACCUGUACCCGCUGGCACCUGCGCUGCAUGAGGCCGUGCUGCGCCUGGGCUUCACCAGCGUGCCAGCGCUGUGGCACCAACUGCGGCGCCUGUGUGUGGCCCUGGCCGACCUGUCAGCCCCCAUGGCCCUGCUGGUGGCCCGGACAGCGCUGGACCUGGCCCUGCAGGCACACCGGCAGGACCAGCGGGCGUGUGGCGAGGACUUUGGGCCAUGCUCGCCCCAGACAGGCCGCGUGCUGGCCACGCUGGCCCAGCUGGUGUCCCACGCACCCACCAAGGCUGCUGUGCUGCACCUGCUGCGUGGCGGCUCCCCAACACUGGCCGCCGUGCCAGCCAAGGGUGAGGACAAGUACAGUGGCCUGGUGGCGCUGUGGUGCCGCAUCCUCAACGUGGCAGCCAGCGGCUCCCAGGCCCACGUGGCAGCCCAGGACUGCCUGCUGGCCCUCGUCCUGCACCUGUGUGACCACCACAAUGCCCUGGAGCCGCCACCCCGCGAGGCAGAGCCGCCAUCCCUGGAGGGCGUGCCCAACAAGGAGGUGCUGGUGCCAUUGGUGGACGCCCUGGUGGACCACCUCCACAACCCCCACAGCCCGCACCACUCCCUCCACCAGGGUUUGCGUGCCCUCAUCCACCUCACUGAGCACGACUACGGCUUCUUCCACAUCAGGAGCGUGAUGGAGAAGAAGAAGGCGUGCCUGCUGAGUCUGUUCAAGCGGCUGAGCUCCGGCUUCCGCAAGGAGAGCAUGGACCACCUCACAUCCCUGCAGGGGGCCGUGGAGCUGUGCCACCUGCUCAUAGUCUCCCCCCCCGACCAGGCCCGCACCCUUACUGCCUCCCCUCAUGACCUGGCCAACUACCUGGGCUGGAAGGCAGGGGGGUACGAGACAUCCUUCACCCGACACCCUGCCAAGGACGCCCCACACCCGAAGGACUCCCGGCCCAAGGAGGAGCAGGAGGAGGGCGAGGCGAAGGAGGAGGAGGUGGUGGAGGAGGGAGAGGCAGCGGCUGUGGAGGAGAGGAAGGAGGAGGAGAAGGGAGGAGGUGGUGGAGAUGUGAUGGUGAAGAAGGAGGAAGGAAAGAAGGAGGAAGAGAGGAUUCAUCCACUGAAGCUGUUGGAGAGUCAAGUUGUGGCGGAGGGAUGUGAGGAGGAACUGAUGGAAACUUUGUACGAGGAUAUUUACCAGCUUAUCUUGACCUUAGAGAACGCCGGAACACAGAACACGGACAGCAAGGAGUUGAGUGAGCCUCCCGGGCCGGAUGGAGAGGGGCUGCUGGCUCUGUUCAGCGGAAGGACUGUGUGGACCAGCCUUCCGUCACCCUCCCAAGAUGAUAUACCUGCCUACUGGAUCAACUUGCCACCCCCACAGGAGCCUGACCACGGUGAAAUGGUGUCCACCAACCUGCUGGAGAUCUGCCUGCAGUAUGCUGGGGAUUACGACCUGGUGGGCAGCCUGCACAAGCUGGUGAAGGGGCAGGGGGCACAGGCACUCACCCCACAGAAGCUGGCAGGGAAGGGGCCACCGAGAUACAAACACAGUGCUGGAGCUAUCAGGGCUGACAAGAGAGGCCGCCCAUUUGUUGCUCCUAUGCGUGGCCGUCCCUUCACCCGCGGCAUGAACCUCCGCAGCGACCCGUUCCGUUCUCGGCCGCCUAACACGUCGCGGCCGCCUUCCCUCCACGUGGACGACUUUGUGGCCCUAGAGAGCACCGGCCACCAGCCCACAGGUCCUACAGGAUACAACAAGAUAUCCUUCGGCAGGGGCAAGUUCCUGCUUGACUCAAUGCGAGGAGGGCGUGGCAGCAGAGGGGGGCGGGGGAGCGAGAGCCGAGGCACCAGAUUCUUCCACCGACCUCCCUUUAGGCCAGACUCAGGAACCGUUCGGGGCAUCACUCCAAGAGGACGUGGGGCACCCUGGCUGUUUCGGGGCGAGACCUCACCACGGGGCUACCGGGGGGCAGCGGCCAGCUCAGGGGGCAUGAGGUACCUUCGGGGGCGGGGCCUGUACACGCGGGGCAACGGGAACACCAGUGGAGGACAGAAAGAGAGGUUCCCUGUAAAGUUUCCCGAGAGAGGAGGAAGACGCGAUCUGAAUGGGGGAAGGCAUAUCAGGGGAGGGUUCAGGUAAAGAGAGAGAGAGAGAGAGAGAGAGAGAGAGAGAGAGAGAGAGAGAGAGAGAGAGAGAGAGAGA
Scylla paramamosain (green mud crab) is the source of this 6715-nucleotide messenger RNA. RefSeq names its product protein virilizer-like (gene vir). The transcript has 23 exons. Lineage: Eukaryota; Metazoa; Arthropoda; Malacostraca; Decapoda; Portunidae. The record is from RefSeq and is a predicted model, not a curated record. Bases 50 to 6652 code for a protein of 2200 amino acids. Gene Ontology annotation, molecular function: RNA binding. Gene Ontology annotation, cellular component: RNA N6-methyladenosine methyltransferase complex.